Molecule: messenger RNA, 2581 nt
Organism: Acaromyces ingoldii
Lineage: Eukaryota; Fungi; Basidiomycota; Exobasidiomycetes; Exobasidiales; Cryptobasidiaceae
Product: ATP-dependent metallopeptidase Hfl
Exons: 2
Coding region: 32-2536 (834 amino acids)
Biological process (GO): mitochondrial protein processing; protein-containing complex assembly
Cellular component (GO): m-AAA complex; membrane
Molecular function (GO): ATP hydrolysis activity; ATP binding; zinc ion binding
Source: RefSeq, a predicted model, not a curated record
CUCUCCUCUACAAACGACAUCCGACCAUCAUAUGUUCGCUUCUUCGGCUGCCAGGUCAGCGCCGCGGGUGCUGUCCAGCACCCUUUCGCGAUCCGGAGCUUCCCUCCUGGCACGUUCGGGCGGGGGUGUUGCCUCGACUUCUUCGGUAGCAGUGGCUGCUGCCCUGCGAUCGAGUCAGCGUGUAAGGAGAUACGCAACGCCCAGCGAGGACAGCAAGGAUCCAGAGCGACGACGGGGAACGAGCCGAAAGGAUUUCGAAGAUGGCGUCGAGCAAGGUCUCCGAGAGGCCAAGGAGAAGCGCACAUCAUCAGAGGAAGCCGAUUUGCCCAAAGCAUUGAAGGGCUGGUUUAGCCAGGAGGGAGCGAAGGACAGCGAAGGGACCAGCAAGAAGGCUGCCGAGGAUGGGUCAGAGGAGGAAGCUGGUGGCAAGGAAAACAAGAAGAAGAAGGCGGGCGAAAAUGACAAGCAGGGGUCACCUUUGGGAGGUGCCGGUGGCGGGGGUGGCGGACCUCAAGAGGUCCGCAUCAAUGGCAAUACUGCUAUCGCCGCCAUCAUUGCGACGUACGUCAUUUAUCAAAUCACCUCGCCCAGCUCCAAUGCCCGUGAGAUUACCUGGCAAGAGUUUCGCACCGCCUUCCUCGACAAGGGCCUCGUUGACCGCCUCGUCGUCGUGAACCGAACAAAGGUCAAGGUGUACCUGCACUCGAACGCCACCGGUACCAUGUACGGCAAGGAGGCCUCUGCUCCCGGUGGCAACGGUCAGGCCGCUUAUUGGUUCAGUGUCGGUUCUGUGGAGGCAUUCGAGCGCAAGCUCGACGAUGCUCAGCGGGAGCUCGCAAUUCCGACGAACGAGCGCAUCCCCGUCGCCUACCACGAAGAGAUCAGCACCGCCAGCACACUCCUUCACUUUGCGCCUACGCUCCUCAUCGCCGGCAUCCUCUUUUACAUGACCCGGAGAGCAGCGGGGGGGAUGGGCUCGGGCGGUGGCGGUGGCGGUCCAGGAGGCAUCUUCGGCAUUGGAAAGUCGCGCGCAAAGAUGUUCAAUCAGGAGACCGACGUCAAGACCAAGUUUGACGCCGUCGCUGGCAUGGACGAGGCAAAGGAAGAGAUCAUGGAGUUUGUCAAUUUCCUCAAGAAGCCCGAGCGGUACGAGAAGCUCGGCGCCAAGAUUCCACGGGGCGCCAUUCUCUCGGGUCCCCCGGGUACCGGCAAGACGCUCCUGGCCAAGGCCACAGCUGGCGAGGCUGGUGUUCCUUUCCUCAGCGUAUCUGGUUCUGAGUUUGUCGAGAUGUUUGUUGGUGUUGGUCCUUCGCGGGUGCGAGACAUGUUUGCCAAUGCCAAGAAGCACGCACCGUGCAUCAUCUUUGUCGAUGAGAUUGACGCCAUCGGCAAGGCGCGAGGCAAGGGUGGCAGCUUUGGUGGCAACGACGAGCGCGAAUCGACUCUCAACGAGCUCCUCGUUCAGAUGGACGGCUUCAGCACAGAGGAGCACGUCGUUGUUCUUGCUGGUACCAACCGUCCCGACGUUCUGGACCCUGCUCUUCUUCGGCCUGGUCGCUUCGAUCGACACAUCAGUAUCGAUCGCCCCGACAUUGGCGGACGGAGAGCCAUCUUCAUGGUUCAUUUGAAGCCGCUCAAGCUCGCCGAGGGUACCGACAAGGAGAUGCUGGCUGAAAAGCUGAGCACCCUUACCCCUGGCUUUUCGGGCGCCGACGUCGCCAAUGUGUGCAACGAGGCCGCCCUCAUCGCUGCCCGUGGCGGUCUCGCAGCUGUCGAUGAGAACAGCUUUGACCGUGCCAUCGAGAGAGUCAUUGCUGGCCUGGAGCGGAAGACGAGGGUGCUUUCGCCCGAGGAAAAGAAGAUUGUCGCCUAUCACGAAGCGGGCCACGCUGUCUGCGGCUGGUAUCUCGAGCACGCCGAUCCUCUUCUCAAGGUCAGCAUCAUUCCACGGGGCGUUGGUCUCGGCUACGCCCAGUACCUGCCCAAGGAGAGGUAUCUGUUUAGCACCGAGAUGCUCAUGGACCGAAUGUGCAUGACUCUCGGCGGCCGUGUUUCGGAGGAGAUCAACUUUGGCAGCAUCACGACGGGUGCGCAGGAUGACUUGAGCAAGAUCACAAAGAUUGCCUUUGAGAUCUGCGCCUCGUAUGGCAUGAACUCGACGAUGGGACCCAUCUCGUACAAGCCCGAGCAGGACUCAAUGCACAAACCCUAUUCGGAGAAGACCAACGAGAUGUUGGACCAAGAGGUCCGCAAGAUGGUCAGUGAGGUACACCGUCGCACGACGGAGCUUUUGACAAAGCACCUCGACGCGGUUGAGAAGGUGGCGCAGCUGCUGCUCAAGAAGGAGGUCAUCACCCGAGAAGACAUGCGCCUGACGCUGGGCAAGCGGCCUUUCAAGACGGCAGACGAAGCGGACGAGUACCUCGACAAGAAGGGCAUUGGCAUCCAGCGAGGCGAGACGAGUGCACCGCCGCCACCGCCCGAGGACUUUCCUAGCCCCGGUCUUGCUGCCAAGGGCGACGAGCCCAAGCUGUAGCAGUGCUUCUUUAAUCUCUCGUUUUGAACCACCUCUCUGUUCCGA